Molecule: messenger RNA, 880 nt
Organism: Closterium sp. NIES-67
Lineage: Eukaryota; Viridiplantae; Streptophyta; Zygnematophyceae; Desmidiales; Closteriaceae
Source: the annotation of a GenBank genome assembly
UGCCAUCGUCGUUCGUGCCACCCUUUCCUCUUUACGCUGGCGGCUACCAUGGCGGCAUCUGCGCCCGUAUCUCGCGCCAUUCGUUCCGCUAGACUCUCCUUUCCCCGGGGCGAUGUUUCCGCCGAAGCCCAACACACCGCGCGGGUUCCCAUUUGGCGCAGCAAGCGCCCGUUCCUUCAAACCAACAUCCGUCUUGCCGCCAACUCCGGCGCGCGCACACGUAGUGGUGCACGGGGUCCGCGCGCAAUCUUCGCGGGUUACGCGGAGUCAACGCGCGCAGCGGGGCCAAACGCGGGGGUUGCUGCGCGCACGGAGUGGGAGCUGAACGUUCGGCGGCGAGCGCCGCUGGCGGAACGAUACGGCGUGCGCGUGGAGAGAGACGUAUCCGGCGAUAGAAUCGAGGAACUGGGAGCAGAGAGGUGGAGCCGGUGGUGGACGCCUGGGCCGUGUGCUUACCGGUGGGACUGGCGGGUGGAGGAACAGGUGCUGGUGACACGUGGCACUCUUAGAGUCACCCCUGAUGAAUGUGAGGAGAGCUUGGAGUUUGCAGCCGGUGACUUGGUGUGCUUCCCGCGGUGGUUCUUCGCCGAGCUUGAGUUCAGUGCGGAUUAUGAGCAGCGGUACAGAUUCAUCACAUAUGGGGAGGACUACUGAUCACAUAAGUGCUUAUGGAAAGUAUGAGCCAUGGAAAGGACGUGGUAGAGCAGUUCUCCAAGCCAUAUAAGCGAUAAAUAAGGAAAUCCUUCCAGAACAUGGGGAAUCUAGUGGGAGCAUGAAGAACGUAGGAGGAAUCCGUAAGAGGGAAAAGUGGAAGAUGCAAGGACAUACAAAUCUCAAUAAGCCCAUAUCACCGUUUUUUACAUUAACAUGUUGCUUGCUC